Messenger RNA from Rhizopus microsporus ATCC 52813, 1773 nucleotides. Its product is annotated as zf-DHHC-domain-containing protein. Lineage: Eukaryota; Fungi; Mucoromycota; Mucoromycetes; Mucorales; Rhizopodaceae. Bases 465 to 1676 code for a protein of 403 amino acids. The record is from RefSeq and is a predicted model, not a curated record. The transcript has 5 exons. Gene Ontology annotation, molecular function: palmitoyltransferase activity.
AAAAAACUCAGUGGAUCUGCCUUUUAUUUUUAUUUUUGAAUCCUUUUUUUAUAUGCUUUUUUGUUAUUCUAGAAGAGAAAUCCUUUUGGAGAAGGUCGUGUGACAACUUUAGAUCCCAGCGGGUAACUUAGCCUUGUGUUACCUUUCAUUUUGAAUGGCUAUGUCGUGGAUAGAUACGGUUACAAUGGUGUUGAUAUAAUCAGGAACCAGAAACAGAUGAAGUGAAAAAGGGAGAUAUUGUUAAUAAAUGUAUGUGAUCUAGUUGAAGAGGAUGAUACCAUCUUUGACUAUAAUGAUUUCAUUCAUUUCGUUACUGUUACGUAAGAAUAUACAACCUUAACGCUAAUAUAAGCCGAUAACUAGUAUAUCUUUCUACAUAUUACGCAAAUUUAAAGAUACGCCUGAUAUUACCAUGUCAAUGAAUUCACGGGAAAAGAAUUCGUCUUGCUACAUUGAAUGUACCUAUGCAAAAGCCUCCUCUACUUGGUUUAAAACCCAGAGCACUUUGUCUACAAUUUCCUUUUCUUAUGUCAAUUCCAGAAAAGCUCAUUGUAACAUUCGUUGUCAUACUCAUAACCUACUUACAAACCACAACAAGUUUUGUUAUUCUUGGACCAGCAUUAGGAGGAUGGACAAGUCUACAUGUACAAAAGAUUCUUUUGCCGUUAAACAUUUUUAUCAUUUCAAUUUAUUAUAAUUACUACUUGGCGUGUAAGACAGAUCCAGGCCAUGUACCUGAGGGCUGGGAACCACCAUCCGAAGUACUUUCCUCAGAUCCUCCACUCAACUUGGGAUUAACAGGCCCAAGAUACUGUAAAAAGUGUGAAGCCUUUAAACCACCGAGGUGUCAUCACUGUAAGCAAUGUGGAAAGUGCAUUCUUAAAAUGGAUCAUCACUGUCCAUGGAUAGGCAAUUGCGUGGGGUUCGGUAACUAUGGUUAUUUUGUACGCUUUGUCUUUUCAGUCAUGAUUGGUUGUACAUAUGGAUGUUAUCUACUCUUGUGGAGACUUCAACGCAUAUUUGAUGCAAGAAAGAACACAUGGAAUCCAAACACACCAACGACGACAGAAUUGCUACUCGUCUUACUCAACAUAGUCAUUCUCAGCUUUGUUAUUCUUCUAGUCGGUGUGUUAGCCGUGUAUCACAGUUAUUGUUUAUUAAAAGGACAAACAACCAUUGAAGGAUCAGAGAGACAAAAGACUAGACGAUUGAUCAAGAGGCGCAGAAUCGAUUUUGUGGAAUUUCCAUUCGAUGUAGGAUUUUAUAGAAACAUUUGCUACGUUUUAGGCAAUAAUCCGAUACUGUGGCUUUGGCCACUCCCAAGCCCAGGCAAUGGAAUUGACUUUGCCAUUCGGCGAAAUAUAGACCCGCGGGUGGCCUACUACUGGCCACCGAAAAGUCCGGACGAGGCUAAUCAAGUAACUGAGGACUCGACGGAGCGAGGUGAUUACAGAUUAGUACGUAGGGAUUCUGAAGGAUACCUUGUAAAAGAAAUCACUUGGGAAGAUAGAAUGAGAAUGCUUCAGGACGAACAACCAGAUGAACAGCAAAAUGAACAACACGAUGGGCCUAUGGAAAGAUUAGAUUUAGAACUAGCAGAUGAUGAUUAUGAGGAUGAUGUUACUGACUAUGAGGUAGAUUUUGAUGAGGAAGAGGAUGGAAAUGAUAGCUCAUGAUAUCCCCUUUAUUUAUCAAUCACAUCUUCGCAUGAGCAUAAAUAAAUAGUUCUUUUUAAUGAGCCAAUCAAAUUAUCAAUUGAAUAUAGCUUAUUUG